This is a messenger RNA of Branchiostoma floridae (Florida lancelet), 2308 nucleotides long. RefSeq lists its product as uncharacterized. The transcript is spliced from 9 exons. Bases 329 to 1429 code for a protein of 366 amino acids. The record is from RefSeq and is a predicted model, not a curated record. Lineage: Eukaryota; Metazoa; Chordata; Leptocardii; Amphioxiformes; Branchiostomatidae.
GGGUUAUUUCCAUAAAGUAGGCUUUCCUUUGGAGUUUGAAGCGGUUGACACUUUUUGAAUGGUUAUUAAGAUGACCCUUACGAAUUUCUGUGGGUGAAAACAUUGUAAGAUUGAAAUUGGGGAUAGUACUUUAAUGAAGACUUGUUUCGGUGUGUUUUAACAUACUAACUCAUUGAGAGGUCUAACAAGGGUAUCUGCCGCUACAGCACAGCACAGCUCUAAAACAAGUGACAUAAAAAAAAACAGUGACUCACCGGGAGUUUUUAUGCAUAGGCGGCGGAAGCCAACAUGCAUCCGUGUUUAAAACUUGCUUGUGAACGCUCAAGGGAUGGUUAAGUGGUUCAAGGAAAACGAAAUUUUCUCAGAAGACCAGAAGAUGUCUACGGCAAAGGAGAUAGAAAACGAAAGUGCAUUUGUCGCACCUUCAGACGUUUCCAAGCGAAACUCCAGAGACCUAGACCUCUCUGCUGCACUUGCGUCCAUUCAACUUACUGGGAAGGAGCGGACAGCUUCAUUGGAAUCUGGAUACGCAACUGAAAGCUCCAGUCGCCCCACCAGUGGCUAUGAUUUUGACGGAGCGCCCCAGCCCUCUUCCGGCCCGGCAGUGCUCCACACAUCGAGCUCCGGCAACUCUACUCAACCCACCAUCAACUAUUUCACUGUGCAGAUAACGGGAACAGCAACCAACGUGCAAAUCGGGUCUAACAACAUCAUGGACAUUACCAAAGCUGAGAGUGACAAGAGGAUGGUGCCACUUUCAGAGGAUUUCAUAGCGACCCUCGUCUCCGUUCACGAUCCGGAGGGAGAGGAGCUGAUGUUCCGACGGCUGGCUGACGAGUCGUACCGGCGGGAGUACGUCAGGAGGAUGAGGGAGCAGGACGUGCCGAGUACUAUUGCGGAGGUCGGGCGGGGAUGCAUAUUCCUCAACCUACAGGUGGAAACCCCUGCGGCUGCGCAGAAGCUGCUGGAGAUGUGUCGUGACGGAAGUUACCAUCGGAUCCUGAUGGAGACAUUCCUGCCUGAGUACGUCACUUCCGGGAAACCCGUGGACAUCAGUCUAGCCGUGUCGGUGAAGACCCCGGAUGUCCCACCAGUUCGGGUGACCUUAGUCGAGGAAAGUGAAACUGACCCACAGGACAAAGUAGCUACGGCCACGACUGACCAGCUACAAGCGGUGGAGACAUCUUCUGACAGCCGGGCAUCAGACGGAACCUGCUUGGUGGAUGUAAUCCCUCCUGGUGCAUCCACCACCCGAGCCAAGUCACCUCAGCUGCAGCGGCUUGUAGCUACUGAGGGCCGGCCGAGACAGACCAGCUCUGACUCUGGGCUGGGCUCUGCUGACUGGGACACUGACGAAGAGACUUCUCGAUUCAAGUUCCCUGUCAAGCCGAACACUUCCAGACAAGCACACAAGAAGCCGCCAUUGUAGAAGCCCCAAAUGAUCUCACAUAGACCAGCAAGCGAUAUGGCGACAGCAGUCGCAGGCAACGACCGUUUACGAGACAUGCAUGGGUCGAGAUGACAACCUUGUCUUGGAGGGAGGGGAGGACAGAGAGAUAUCUUAUCUUCGAAUGUGCUUUAAGCUUUAGUAGUUACGAGCUUUUCAUUCUUAUCUUUUUUAAGUAUAUUGUUUUCUUAAAGGCAAAAGUUAAUAACCAUCAUGAACAGAGUUUUCUUCUUUUUGAGUAACUUUUUAUUAUAAUGAACGUUGUUAUAACACAAAGUGAACAAAUUCUGCAUUCUUUUGUAUUGAGAUUUAUGUAUUUCAUCCGGUUUCAAUAGUUUCUACAGAUUGUUAAGUCAAUUAGAAAUAACUUACUUAUGUAUACAACCUCAUUUUCUCAAACGUUUUGACAGUCUGUUUAAUGUGUGGAAGACACUAGCCAGACUGUUGUUCGUAUAGCGGAAACAUAAUCUAGUGCACAGAAGAAAACUAUGCUCAUGUAUUUUUUUUUCUUUGAUACUAUAUAACGAAUCCUUUUUCUUGAUUCAUCAGAUGAGAUUGUACAAAAUGUUUGGUUAACGUUAAUACUUUAAGGCGAAAAAUAUCAAAUUGUACCAGACAUAAAGCUAGAGAUUACCUAUUCCUACGUGCUUAUAUAUUGGUAAAUGGUUCGACUUUCAUACUUAUGACAUAUGUAAUAUCAUUAUCAGUUUACUGUACACCCAACAACAUUUUGUAUAGCUAUUAUUCUUCCGCCAAAUAAUAGAAAUGUCACAUUUUGAUGGAGCUUCCAACCAGUGAAAUAUAAAGCAGAACAUUAGUUGCAUAGUUUAUGUAAAAAAUACAGGAUUAUAUGAUCAAUAA